GCAUCCAUUUCUUUCACCGCACGCUAUCUCCCUCCCCUGCAAACGCUUCGCUCUAAAAGAAAAACAGAGCUAAGAGGAGGAGAGAAAACAAAGAGGCAAAGAAAAAAAAAACAAUAAAACUUUUCAUCACGUGGAAAGCUUGAUAAAAGAUCGUUGAGCAAUAUAUAGAAAAUUAAUCAAAAGGCGAAUGAGCACGACGGGUCCGGCAAGGAAAAGCUCACUAAUGGAAACUCUCUUGGGACUCCUUAGAAUCCGCAUCAAACGUGGCGUCAAUCUCGCCGUCCGUGACAUUAAUAGCAGUGAUCCUUACGUCGUCGUUAAAAUGGGCAAACAGAAAUUGAAAACUCGUGUCAUCAACAAAGACGUAAAUCCAGAAUGGAACGAAGAUCUGACCCUCUCCGUCACGGACCCCAGUCUUACCGUUCUCUUGACGGUGUACGACCACGACAUGUUUAGCAAGGACGACAAGAUGGGUGAUGCAGAGUUCGAGAUAAAGCCGUAUAUCGAGGCUUUAAAAAUGCAACUUGACGGUCUUCCUAGUGGUACCAUCGUCACCACGGUUCAGCCAUGUCGUCGCAACUGUCUAGCUGAGGAGUCUAAAAUAACUUGGGUCGACGGUAAGCUCGUCCAGGAUCUCGUUCUCAGAUUACGACAUGUUGAAUGUGGAGAGGUCGAGGCUCAGCUUCAGUGGAUUGACCUCCCUGGCUCCAAGGGUCUAUAAAACGUCUCUUCUAUUUAUAAUUACCGUUACUAUUUGAGGGUUUUCUUUUGAAUUUGAAUUAAACCUCAAAAACAAAACAAGAACCGAACCAUGUUGAAGUACAAAACGCGUAUCAAUCCGUGCGUGAGAGUAUGAGGAUUAAGAACGUUUGAGGGAUGUUUUGUUUCCCAUAUGGUGAUCGAGUCGUAUAUAUUAUUGUCCUUGUAUAUUUGGAUUAGCUAUGUGCCUUGAAUAAAAGCUUUGAUUACCACGAA
Molecule: messenger RNA, 975 nt
Organism: Raphanus sativus (radish)
Lineage: Eukaryota; Viridiplantae; Streptophyta; Magnoliopsida; Brassicales; Brassicaceae
Product: protein C2-DOMAIN ABA-RELATED 4
Exons: 4
Coding region: 188-721 (177 amino acids)
Source: RefSeq, a predicted model, not a curated record